UAACACAAUUGAGCUCUCAUACAAUUUUCUACCAUUAAAACCCAAUCUUCCAUUCAUUUUUGCAUAACAUUCAACUUAUUAUGGCUCUCAAACCCCUCUUGGUUCUCUUCCUUCUACUCAUUGUCCCUUUUUCUUCAGGCAUGGUUGAAGGCUUCAGGGAAAUCACGAAUCCAGAUUACUCGAUUCACAAGGUGAAAAUGGACGGCAACCAAAUGAACAGCAGGAAACUUCUGGUGGAGGUGCUGGACUACGAUGACACAGGACCUAACCCCAAACAUGAUCCCAGAAAGAAAGGAGGAAGGCCUUAAUUAAUUCAUUAUUUUAUAUGUUAUAUAUUAUAAAUAAAUCUAUAUGUAAUCUCUAUAAAUAGGGUUUACCAUGUAUGAGAAGAAGUUUCAUUGUAUUUUCAAAUGAAUUUCUUGAGUAUAAUAUAUAGUUUUAUAUUACAUCCCUAUUUCGAAGGGGUCUAGUAUAUUUAACA
Molecule: messenger RNA, 481 nt
Organism: Mercurialis annua (annual mercury)
Lineage: Eukaryota; Viridiplantae; Streptophyta; Magnoliopsida; Malpighiales; Euphorbiaceae
Exons: 3
Coding region: 81-308 (75 amino acids)
Source: RefSeq, a predicted model, not a curated record